AUGCCCAUCGGCGGCAUCAAGUGCGCCGUCUUCGACCUGGAUGACACUCUGUGGAACACGAUGCAGACCUUGGAGAGGGCGCAUCAGGUGAUGCAGGCGGCGCUGCAGCUGAGGCGGCCGGAGGUGGCCUGCGGCCCGGAGGUCGUGAAGGAGGCGAUGCUGCAGGUCAUGGCCGACCAGCCCGCGCGAAAGCACGACUACAGCUUUUGCCGGCGGGAGGCGCUGAAGAAGAUGACAGGGGACGCGGCGCUGUCGGAGGAGGUCUUCCAGACGUGGCACGCGGCGCGGAACCGCCCGGAGCUCUUCCCAGGGGCACUGGAGGCCUUGGGGCGCCUGAAGCAGCACGUGAGCAUCGGCACCUUGACAGAUGGCAACGGCGAUCCCUUCGUGAUCCCGGGCUUGAAGGCGCUGGUGGACUUCCACGUGAGCGCCGCGGAGGCGGGCGCCGGGAAGCCGGACCUGAGGGCCUUCCAGCUCUGCGAGGCGAAGUCUGGAUGCACUCCGGGGGAGCUUGUGAUGGUGGGCGACAAUCCUGCCAAAGACGUGCAGGGUGCCAAAGAUGCCGGCUGGCGUGCCAUUUGGGUCCGCCCUCCGGCGGUGGCGAUAUCCGGCAGCGCCUUCGACGUCUCGCAGGGCGCAGCGCAGCCGGCGCCGGCGGAUGCUGAGGUGGACCACGUCAGGGAGGUUGAAUCAAUUCUUCUGCGCUGGGCACAGUCCUCCCUCUAG
This is a messenger RNA of Effrenium voratum, 726 nucleotides long. The record is from the annotation of a GenBank genome assembly. NCBI's taxonomy places the organism in Eukaryota, Dinophyceae, Suessiales, Symbiodiniaceae.